GAGAGAGAGAUUUUAGUGGUUCAGGUGCUCUGAAAGAGUUCCUGUGUCGAUUAUAUAUUUAUGGGUGUCUAGAAAGACAUGGCCGACCCCAUUGGGACAGUCAGCAGGUAAUGUCCUCCUGCACCCGGGCAUUCAGAUCAUUUUUUCCUGGGAAAUGUUCGUCUGAGGCGGCUCCACCCCCCGCAGCCUCCUCCCACGUGUCACCCCCUGGUUCUCCUCGUUGUCUCGUUGGGGACGCAGAGCACGGAGUCCACAUCUCGCGGCAGACUGAUGGGUUUAUCAGGAGGAUGUUCAGAGAAAAGCGAGCCUGGAUUCACGUGAGAGAUGAGUUGUUGACGUUCCCCCAGUCAGCCGGUGGAUUCAUUCAUCUUGUUCCGUUCAGCGGGGCUGCCUGGAGCCAGUGCUAGCCUGCAUGGCACCGCUCAGGUGGACUGGCUGAACAUUUCGUUAAAAAUAGUCGCCUUCAUUCACAAUGUUCACACCUGUCCUCUGGACUCGUGGCGGUGUGCACCUCCUGCUUCGCCCGCAGCACGGUAACUGAUCUGCACCCAGCAGUGAGUGUGAGCCCCCGGUCCGCCCGCUGCUGGAAACCCAACGUGGAGGAGGAUGGCCGUCCGCCGCAGCUGCGUGAACUCUCUCUGGUCUGGCCCCGAGCGAGUCCGCAUUAGCGAGCGCCUCAAAGCCACGCUGGCGGGGGUGCUGGAGCUGGAGGAGCUUAGGCGCAAACACCUGGAGAUGGUUGGAGCCGCGCUGGUGGAGCGAGCUCCGGCUGCUGCCAACACCGAGGAGGGCGACGGAACCCCCGGGAGCGCCACCGCCGCCUCGGACGCCGAGCAUGGCUCUGCGACAUCCCGCGGGCAACAGGCUGCAUCUCCUACGGAGACUAUGGCGUUGCCCUGUCAGAGCAGUCCAGAGGACUGUGGCAGCAGUUCGGGGGGUGCGACCCUUCAGUCCUCCUCCAGCAGGGACAGUAACUCACGGUGGUCCACUCUGUCCUGGGACGCCGCCUCUGACCUGCUGUCACCUCCAACUCCAGACCCUAGUGGCACAGUCCCUUUGGAUGGCGACUCCAGACCGAGUUCAGGUUUCUACUCCGUGAGUGGGAGCUCUCUGUCGGACUCCUGCUACUCCGUGUCCAGCGACGCUGCUCAUGGAGGACCGCCGCCUCCUGCCAGACCCCCAAAGCUGUGGGAGCAGGUUCCUGCAUCUGCUGACAUCACUGACAUCUUGUGGUCAGAGGAGGGAGUGCAGUCGCAGCCUGAAUCAGAAAACAGCCCAGAUACGGAACCAGCAGUAGGACCAGAGCCGGCUCCAGGUGAUCAGGAUGCCUCUCGUCUGAGCUUCCUGUCUGAACUUUGCACAGUACUUGGGGACUCCCUGGUUUCCUCCAUCAUGCCGAUUCUAAACCAUGCGUCUUCCUCCUCCUCCCACAAUUCAAAGCUCCAGCUGGACCCCAGCUACUGCACAGAUCUGGUGUCCCGUCGGACCAAAGAGGUGUAUUCCUAUCCGAGCCCGCUCCAUGCUGUUGCCCUCCAGAGCCCCCUCUUCACCACCCAGAAUCAGGAGCAUUCAACCUCUCCUUCACCAGAUGAAACCAAUCAGGAAGAGCCGCUAGAUCCCAUCACUGCUGCUGCUUCUCCUCAGCCUCAGCAGCCGCCCACUUUGGCCUCCAUCACCCAUUUGGAUCAGUACAUCUCCCGGCUGGCUCACCAGUACCAGAGUCGGGUAACCUCUUCCACCUCCGAUCUGACUUUAGCUGCCACUCCUGGUCCAGUCACAAGCCGAGGUCUUUGUACCCCCCGUAAAAGUCAUGGCUCCACCCAAUCCCUGUCCUCCUUUGAGAGCCGUAGUAUUCCCUCCACCCUGCCAGGGGGCAGCAUCACACCCAGCAAGUCACUGCUGGGGAACGCAGCCAGAGUCAGCCUCAGCACCACCGGUAAAAAGGGAACCAGGAACUCAAUCAACCUGGGGAAUCUUCCUUCAGCGACUGGAGAAGACCUGAGCAUAAACCUGCAUCUCAAUCUGAACCUGAACCUGGCUCCUGGUCUGAACUCAAGCCGAGGGCAGACAGAAAACCCCAAAACCGGCAGUUGUGGGGCUUUAAGGGCUGACUUUCCUACAGCUUCCACGGCUUCUGCCUCUCCGCUGUCCUCUGCUACGCCCACUCCAGGACUGAGAUCCCGUUCUCGGAUUUCAACAUGUCCCAGCAGCCUGAGUCACCGAAGCUCCCUGGAAGUCCCGUCGGGCUUGGCAGCCGGUUCUGGUUUCAGAUCAUCGGUCUUCUGUCGCUCACUAGAUUGGAGCAGUGGUGCUCCCCCUGAGAUCGGACCUUCUGUGUUUACAUCAAGUACCGGGUCAGCUCCUGGGUCUCAGCGCGGCAGCUUAAUCCAAGAAUCCAGCUCAAGUCCCAAACUAAGUGAAGACUCCCCCAUGGUGGGGGAGAUCUCCCGCCUGUCUGGUCUGUCCAGGGCAGUGGUGGUGGGGCUGAUGGAGCAGGGCGUGGAGCUCGAUAUAGACUGUUUUCAGACAGAUGCUGCUGGUGAGGUGAGGGGACACAGCAAGGGUCACCUAACAGCCCAGAAGGACCAGUCCAAUGACUACGCCAGGGUGGCAGAGGUGAACCCUCAGAGACCAAUACAGCUGUCUCUCAGCGUCACCCAUUCUCCCCAGUCCCAGUCUAGUCUCACCCCUCCUCUCUCUCACUCCAGCAGCCCCAUCCACCCAUACCAGUCCAUCCAUUUUCCUACACCCCUUUACUCCUCACACAGCCACUACCAGCACAUCUCUUCUCCCUCCAAACUCCCCUCAUCUACAGCCUCCUCCCCGGCUUCACAUCCCACCCAGAGAGCGCACUCCCCUCCACGCCCUCUACAGCCGUCUCCGAUGGGCGCCACGCCCCUCUCGGUUUUCCGGCGAGAUUCUCCCUUCCAGUGCUCCCUGCCGCACGCCAACACCAGAUCCUCCCCUAUGGAGCACGGAGGCAUCCAACCGAGAGGUGGAUCACUUCGGCACAGCGGGGGAGGAAGUGAAAGCACCAGCAGGUGGAAGAAGGUGGAGGGAGAGGGGCUCUACAGAGGGAAGCAUGUCUCCCAUAAGUUGGUGAGGGCUGCUACUGUUAGCAGCUACGCCAAGAGAGAGAACUACAGCUCUGUUUGGGCUGAAGAGGAGGAGAAGGUACGAGCAGCGGCCCAGACACCCAAGAAGUCCUCCAGCAAGCUCUGGAAGGGGUUCGAGGAGCGUCUCUGGGGCAAAGAGUCUGAGAGUGAAAAGGAGGAGCUGGACAGAGCCGAGUAUGGUUAUGGCUGGAGGAGGGGGAGCAUCGGAAGCUGGAGGAGGGAGCUUCGGAGGGUGAAGGCAUCAUCCAGCAGUGCUGACAAGAAGCCAAAAGUAGACAGCUCUCCCAUCUUCUCCAGAACGAGAGGAAGAGAAGAAGGGGAAAGACGCAGCUCCAGCCUCAGGCUUUCAAGGAGGGCUCUGUUCAGGAGCGAAUCUCAGGGGCUGCUCGUCCCUCGCAGCUACAGGGAGGAGUCGACCAAGCGGGGACACUGGGUGUCCUCUUUAGAUGUGGCGCAAGGCGGGAUGGGGCUCAGCAAGGAUGAAGGGAUCAGGCUGCUGAGAGCAAAGGAGGAGGACAAACGGCUUUCUUCCACUGCCAGCCUCUUUAACCUCUCCCGCUCUCAAAGCCUAGAGGGCAGCUGCCAGUCCCUGUCCCCUCUGUCCUCCCCGUCCUUUUCUCCGUCCCCACCUCCACGAAAGCCCCUCCAGCGCUCCCGAUCGCUGAGGGACUUGGGGAGGAAGGUGUUUGGCUCAAUGAGGUCCCUGAGUCUCAAACAGAAGCCAUCUAAGAAGUGAUGUUUGUACAGAAGACGAACUUUAAAUAGACGAAUCUCCACUGCAUUACACUCAUAACACCAGAUGUGCUUAGUAUUAUAUUUGAUGUUAAGGAAGUGCCAUCGGUUUUAAAUUUCACUCUCAAACGUGCAACACUGCCCUGAAAACAGUAAAAUGUUCCUCAGAAGGUGUUUCUACGACGGUUUUUCAUCGUGUGAGCGCCGUUUCCAGCUAAACUCCACUCUGGUGUUGUUCUGUGACAAAAAUAAACGUUUUAACAUAAUAAA
Molecule: messenger RNA, 4118 nt
Organism: Nothobranchius furzeri (turquoise killifish)
Lineage: Eukaryota; Metazoa; Chordata; Actinopteri; Cyprinodontiformes; Nothobranchiidae
Biological process (GO): negative regulation of nodal signaling pathway
Cellular component (GO): cytoplasm
Source: RefSeq, a predicted model, not a curated record